Arabidopsis lyrata subsp. lyrata is the source of this 2297-nucleotide messenger RNA. Its product is annotated as protein PHLOEM PROTEIN 2-LIKE A5-like. Gene Ontology annotation, biological process: signal transduction. The record is from RefSeq and is a predicted model, not a curated record. The coding region runs from base 219 to 950 and encodes 243 amino acids. The transcript is spliced from 3 exons. Lineage: Eukaryota; Viridiplantae; Streptophyta; Magnoliopsida; Brassicales; Brassicaceae.
CUUCUCCUUCUUCAUAUUCUAUGCAAUCAAGUUCUCCUUCUUCAUAUUCUAUGCAAUCAAGCUCUGUCUCGAACUAUUGAAAAUUAAUCUUUCAACAAUAACCCAAAUGUUGAGCUCUUCGGUCACGGAAGCCUCAAGUGUUCAUCAAUUUCAGGGGUAAAGCUCAAAGAGACAACAUAGUGAGCUUUCUAAAGUCUAAAUUAGAGGAGAUCAGUGAUAUGAACGUUUUCAUUGACGAGGAUGAAAUUAGAGGCAGGCCAAUCAGUAUACUCUUCCAACGAAUCAGAGAGUCUAGUAUCGCACUCGCCAUCUUCUCAAACAAGUACCCCGAGUCAUGCUGGUGCUUAGACGAGCUGGUUGAGAUCAAGAAGCAGAUGGACACAGGAUCUCUUGUUCCGUUUCCAAUAUUCUACAAAGUGGAACCUGACAGCGUCAAGACACAGAGAGGUUACUUCCUUAAUACUCUCCUCAAGACUGAGGAUUACGUGCGCCAGAAGGUUGAUCGGAGUAGCUCCAAAUCGAUACUUGAAACAGAGGCUAGGAUUUGGGGAUGGAGGCAAGCUUUAGUCUCUGUUUGCGAAAGAAUGGGGUCACCUCGUCAUCAUAAGAGUGAUAAAGAUUUCGUUAGUGAAAUUGCGGUCGAGGUCAAGAAAAUCUUAGACGAUUCAUCUCCAAGAAAUUAUCUUACAAUCAUAGAGAGGCCUCCGAUGCAUCCUCAGGAAGAAGUAACGUCGUUAUUACAAGCUUUAAACCUAAAUAUAUCUGAUCUUGAAGAUCUUAUCACAAAGCCAUCCGAACAUUUCAACGACGUCGUUGUUUCCCUGGGCACUGAUGAUUUGGUGUUUCUUGACUUGAUCUCUCUUCAGAAUCAUAUCCUCGCUUCACGAUUAAGCAGGCCAGGUCAAGCUGGAAAGAUUCUCUUGGUGUUGUUAGGUUCUCUAGAAUACUGAAAUGAGGGUUUUGAUUUGAAGCUUCGUUUGCUGCCCAAGAAACCUCAACAAUUUCUUGGUAACGAAGUUAUUGUCCCAGCUCAAGAAAUCCAAGAUCAAAAAGACCCUUUGUCAGUUCAAGUCACUAAUGUGGUAGCAGACAGGAUUCAAACUACAGAGAGUAAUGAGAAUCUUAGUAACCGUCUUGGCGAAGAUUACAACUCCAAUGCUACUUUGAUCUGCUUUUUACUCUUGUGUAACAUACAUAAGCGUCGUGCAAUGAUAUCCUGUCCUCCUCGAAGAGUGGUCAUCAGUUUUGGUGAAAAACAGCUCGGAAAAUACCUAGUGAGCCUUCUGAAAAAUGGAUUAGAAUCAAACCAAAUCUCAAUGUAUGUAGAGGAUGAGAUGAAGGGCAGGAUUAGCGAGUCAAGGGUUACUAUAGUGGUCUUCUCAAAAAUGUACCCUACGUCAAAGAAAUGUCUUGAUGAGCUAGUUGAGAUCAAGAAGCUUAUGGACGCAGGAGAGAUCGAUACCUUCCCAAUUUUUUAUAACUUGACGGCUGAAUCAGUUAAAAAAUUGAAGGGAUGGUUCCGCAAUAGGCUUCUCAAGAUAGAAGAUGCAGUGCGUAAAAACGUCAAGAGAAGAGAUGAUAAUUCUAUACCUUAAUACUGAAGCUAGAAUUUGGGGAUGGAGACAAGCUCUCUCGUCAAUUGCCUCAAGACCGGGAUUGAGCUAUCAACAUAGGUUUAUAAAUAUAUACAUAUAUGUGUGUUGGCUUUCUAUGUCAACAUUAGUUCUUCACUAUUGGGAUUUCUUUUUGCAGCAAUGAUGAAGUGUUCGUCAGUGAUGUCGUGACCAAUGUCAAGAAACUAUUUGCAUUUAGGGAGACGUCUCUAAUGCAUCGACAGGAGACAGAAGCAGCAACAACAGUAGUCGAUUCCCUUGAUGAUGACUUAUUCUACUCCCAUACUUCCUUCUUACAAGCUCUAAACCUUGAAACUACAGACCUUGAAGGAUUCACAAAGAUUCCGAAGGGUCUCGUUUCUCUGAGGCUGAAAGGGCACACUGAUCUAGUGUUCCUCAACUUUAGUUCUACUGAAAAUCUGGUUCGAUUUCAAAGUUCUGGCUCAUUCAAAUUCCUUGAAAAGGUUUCCCCCCCAAAACUUAAUUUUCUUUUCUCCAUCUCAAGCAACUUCUGUGGCUUCUCAUGACAAUCGUUUGCUAUUAAUACUCUGCAGGAGUUUGCUUUCAGUCCUUCAGGUGUCAUCAGAAUUGAAGAGCCUUCUCUGGUCUAAGCAUCAGACUCCAAUCAAGAAAUUGAUAGAUGACACAAUUUUGGCAGAACACACAUGUUUUGAGAUGGAUUAA